GAAGGGAGAAAGAUUAAAAUGGUAAAUUCAUAGGAUAAUGACAUAAAUUGAAGGCAAAAAAAUGGAACAAAUUGAAAAGUAAGACCAAAUUUGGAAAUGACUAUCGGUACCAUAUUCCCGUAUAAUAACCUACAUUCUUAGUAGACAUAACAAAAUUCCCCUCGUCUGUUUUCCCAUCAUCCAUCCAUAAUCAGUUUUCCUUUCACCAAAAAUGCCCGCCGUCUCUCCGCUGCCUAUCUCUGAAGCAGAUUCCGGCCACCGUCUCUUCUCUCGCAUCCGCCUCGCCACCCCUUCCGAUGUCCCUAACAUUCACAAGCUAAUCCACCAAAUGGCCGUCUACGAACACCUCACCCAUCUCUUCUCCGCCACCGAAUCGGAUCUCUCCGCCAAUCUCUUCUCUUCGCUGCCGUUCCUCUCCGUCACAGUCUUCAUUGUCGAAGCCUCUCCCUAUCCCUUCCCUCAAAACUCUCCUCACAAUCGUAACCCUAAUUAUAGCCCUGUCGUUGGUGUGGCAGACUUGGAGGUCCCGGUGGCCGAUCCGGAGAGGGAAAAUUUCAAAUCGGAAGGUGAGGAGGAUGUUGUGGUGGCCGGAUAUGCUCUGUUUUUCCCUAAUUUUCCGUCGUUCUUGGGAAAACAGGGAUUGUAUGUGGAACAUUUAUUCAUAAGAGAGUGUUACCGGAGGAAGGGAUUGGGGAAAAUGUUGGUGUCGGCGGUGGCAGAGCAGGCGAUAAAAAUGGAUUGCUGUGGAGUUAAUUGGGUGGUGCUUGAUUGGAAUGUGAAUGCAAUUCGAUUUUACGAGGAAAUUGGGGCUCAGAUCGUUCCUGGAUGGACAAGCUGCCGCCUCACCGGCGAGGCCCUUCGGGCUAGCGCCAACGCUACCUGAAAAUAAAGAAUUUCAUUCAAAGCUUAAAAUUGGGAAUUAGUUUGAAAUAAAAAUUCAGUUGAUGGUUUAUAAUUAGAAUUUAAUACUUACAGACUAGAGGCUAUGAGAAAAGAAUUUUUACAUUUUUAUUUUAUAUUUCUAUUUUAUCUUUGGUUGCAUCUAUUCGGAGGGUUAUACUUAAAGUGGUGUAUUCUUCCAUGUGUAAGUGUGAUUUAAACUAUUAAACAUCACAAUAAGGUGAUAGAGACGGUUUGAACAA
Molecule: messenger RNA, 1142 nt
Organism: Benincasa hispida (wax gourd)
Lineage: Eukaryota; Viridiplantae; Streptophyta; Magnoliopsida; Cucurbitales; Cucurbitaceae
Source: RefSeq, a predicted model, not a curated record